Xiphophorus hellerii (green swordtail) is the source of this 3283-nucleotide messenger RNA. RefSeq names its product alpha-1A adrenergic receptor-like. The coding region runs from base 457 to 1986 and encodes 509 amino acids. Gene Ontology annotation, molecular function: alpha1-adrenergic receptor activity. Lineage: Eukaryota; Metazoa; Chordata; Actinopteri; Cyprinodontiformes; Poeciliidae. Gene Ontology annotation, biological process: cell-cell signaling; positive regulation of MAPK cascade; regulation of vasoconstriction. The transcript is spliced from 2 exons. The record is from RefSeq and is a predicted model, not a curated record. Gene Ontology annotation, cellular component: plasma membrane.
GGUCUAGCUAUAAAAUCGCGCAGCUACUGCAACAAAUAAUAAUUUUGUCCUGAAAACGCAAAAAUAAUUUGCAUCGCAACAUACAAAUUUGUUUAACUGAAUUGCAUGAUUAAAAUAAUGAAGAGUCACCUCUCUUUGUGCUGUGCGUCAUGCGCACUCUGUCGGCUCGCUUUGGGUAUGUUUGGUCAGUUUGUGGCAGUGCUGUGUGUGGGAGAGGAGGAGAGGAGGCAGGAGAUGACUGCCACAGCCCUCACUUCUCCACUGAACCCUCAUAAAUGUGGAGGGAGAGGGAUUGCCUGCGAACAGAUCGGCUACUCAAUGGACUAAUGUGGACUCAUGGUUCGGCACUUUUUGAAAGAACCAUGUGGACGUAGGGAAGUUUGAGCACUUGCACGCAGUACAGACUCUUUAGUUAUAGUGAUAGAAAGCCUGCUAUGGAGCACGUCGCGACUCAAAAUGAGUUUGAGCACUGACGAUGUAACAAACUUGUGGAAAAAUGGUUCCUCCGACCUCGAGUGGAACUCUAUGCAGGUCAACUCCACCAACAGCUCCAGGACGAACCACACCGCGUUCGGCGAGCUGGACCUCACCCGCGCCGCCCUGCUCGGCUUGGUGCUGGGGGCGUUCAUCGUUUUUGCCAUCGCGGGCAACAUCCUCGUCAUUCUGUCCGUGGUGUGCAACAGGCACCUGCGGACCCCCACCAACUACUUCAUCCUUAACCUGGCCAUGGCCGACCUGCUGCUGGGGACAACGGUGCUGCCGGUUUCUGCCACCCUGGAGAUCCUGGACUAUUGGGUGUUCGGCCGGAUCUUCUGUGACAUCUGGGCUGCGCUGGACGUGCUGUGCUGUACGGCGUCCAUCAUGAGCCUGUGCGUAAUAUCCAUCGACCGCUACAUCGGAGUGAGCCACCCGCUGCAGUACCCGGGUAUUGUGACGGAGAGGCGGGCUCUGCUGGCCAUGCUCGGGGUCUGGGUGCUCUCGGUGGUCAUCUCCAUCGGACCUCUGUUCGGCUGGAAGCAGCCGCCGGCGCCGGACGACACGGUGUGCCUCAUCACAGAGGAGCCGUUUUACGCGCUCUUCUCCUCUCUCGGCUCCUUCUACAUUCCGCUCGCCGUCAUCCUGGCCAUGUACUGCCGCGUUUACAUCGUGGCCAAGAGGACCACGAAGAACCUGGAGGCGGGCGUGAUGCGGGAGAGGAUGAACACCAGCGAGCUGACCCUCAGGAUCCACAAGGGCUCUCAGGUGCACGAGGACCCCGGCGCACCGGGCACCGGAAAAGGCCGUGCGCACCAGGCCAGGAGUUCCCUCACUGUGAAGCUCCUGAAAUUUUCCCGGGAGAAGAAGGCAGCUAAAACUUUGGGAGUUGUGGUCGGAAUGUUCGUCCUAUGUUGGCUGCCUUUCUUUCUGGCCCUGCCUAUAGGGUCCUUUAAUGUGCAUCUGCGGCCACCUGAGACCCUCUUCAAAGUCAUCUUCUGGCUGGGCUACUUCAACAGCUGCCUGAAUCCCAUCAUCUACCCCUGUUACAGCCGCGAGUUCAAGCUGGCCUUCAUCCGGAUCCUGAGGUGCCACUGCCAUCAGCAGAAACGCCCCGGCUGGAGAACGUACAACUACCGCUCCUCCACCUUCCGCUCCUCUGGAAACUCACGGAAGGGCUCAACGGAUCACACCUCCAACUGGCUGAACGGGAGUCAGCGCACCCUGCCGUCGUCUGCCAGCCCCAGCCCCAGCUACCUGAGCCAGGGCCUCCCUCCAUGCCCAGAGGGAGAAACGUUGUACAUUUGGGGAGCCACCACCUCAGCGCCCUCCACACCCAACCUGCUGCCUGGCAGCCCGGCAGACUGCGAGCAGGGAGGCGUGAGAGGCGACGGCAGAGAGGGGAAACGGGCAGAGGGGACCGCUGGACGUGUGUUUUCUUUCACCUUUAGGAACAUUAAGGACAAGCGAGGGCUCAACAGGGACAUCAUCAUGCCUGAUGACAAGGUGUGACUGCAGGCAGCUUCUGAUUUACAGAUUAGCGGAGUACACGCUUUGCAGGUUUCACUGUACAUGGCUUGUGUUGCUUCAUCCGUCAGUGGCAUGUCUUCAGUGAUUAGUUUGAGGAGCUGAUCUGUUCAUUUACUCUUCAUUUCUGUGUUUAUAAUUGGUGAAAGGUUUCUCUCAGUGAGCAGUGACCACUACGAUGUUCAAAUAUACCCGUUUUUUCUGCCCUGUUUGGAUCAUAAAGAGAACUGCAUGUCAUUUUAGAUGUACGUUGGAGAAACCUAAGCUAAAUCAUUUUUAGCUUUGACUCAUCAUGUUUCCUGUAAAAAAGACUGAACCUGAUUUGUAAAAUCAAAGCAACCUCUUGUAAAACAGAGCGGCCAGGCAUUAGACGACCUUUCUGUUGCAGUUGUCUGAUAUUGUGGUAUUUUGUGAAAAUAAAAUACUGUGUGUAUUUUUCUGCUGUGCGCACAAUCUUCAAAUAUAUUGUGUGUGUUUGUAGAAAUGUGAUGGAAAAAAUAAAAUAUAAAAUUCCAAUUUGAUGUGUAACAACUUAAUAUCUCUGUUGGAGAAAAUGCUAUAAUGUAUGUUAAACUGAACCUUAAGGAUUAGAAGGAAAGAAAAUUGGCUUGGACAAAAUUCAUAAACCACAUAUCACCUGUGAGGUGACUAAUGCAAUUUUUACUUUUAUCACGUUUGGAGAAGUUAUUUUGUCAUUUAAAGACUGAAGAUGAUGUAGCAGACACUCUUACUUAAAAGUAACAUCAACCUUCACAAUUUUUGGCAGCCUAUCACAAAUACAUUCUGAAACUAAAUUUACAAAAAUUGAACCUAUAAACUUUGCACUUUUGUUUUAAUUAAGGAAGAUACGAGUCAGAUGAUUAUUCUCUGGGGAACUCAUUAUAAGAAUGCGGACAGAUCAAACACAAUAACACAGGAGGGGUUGUUUCUCCACAAAGUGAUUCUUUGUUUCAUACCAAAUCCACGUGUAAUGAUUCUUGCUAAAAAAAAAAAAAAAAAAUCUGAGUUUCUUCUGAACAAAGAAGAAACUUUAUUAAGAAGAAUAUAAGAAUCACUUAUAUUCCAAGUUUAAAUUAAACUUAGAAUAUAAAUCUGUAGUCAAAUACAAAAAGCUAGAAGAGGGAGAAAAUACAAAUUCUCUUUGAAAGAGACAUUUUUGUUGACUUGUAGGAAACUGGUCAAACGAUACACUAAAAGACUUGAAGCUGUACUGCAGCAGAAAAUGGCUCUUGAAAUAAUUCAUUUAUAAACCUUUAUUAAAAUACAGAUCCCUUUCUUGCCA